This is a messenger RNA of Stylophora pistillata, 1322 nucleotides long. RefSeq lists its product as uncharacterized. The record is from RefSeq and is a predicted model, not a curated record. NCBI's taxonomy places the organism in Eukaryota, Metazoa, Cnidaria, Anthozoa, Scleractinia, Pocilloporidae.
AUAAUGAGUGCCUUCAAGAACAAAGCCAUGGGAGUAAGCCAGGAUUUAACACUCUCCAAGAGUGGGACUCGUAGUGAAAAAGUUCCAGUUUUUACACUUCCUCUGUGCUUCUUUUUUCAGUAACCGUGAGGAAAAUUAUUCAAAAAGAAUAAAUAUGAUAGGAUAUUUACCCCAAAAACUUUAUCCUGCUGGGCGUAUCGGUACAUGUAAUACACACCUGUUUAGUCCCCAAGGUCGUGAUUCUGUUUCAGGCCUAGUGUCACGCUUUCUGUCACGAAAAGCUAGAGAAUGGCCUGGGCAUCACCGUGUCAAGUAAGCGUAGAGGAAAACAGGCGGAUCAGGUAGCUAGUACAGCACAGAUAAAACCGAGCGUAAGCCUUUACGAGCAGGGAAUUUUUGCCUCCUUCCAGAACGAAAGGUCAGAAUAGGAUGAAAAACUGGGCAGUUAUCACAGGUGCUGGGACUGGUAUUGGUUCUGCUUUGGCCAAGGAAUUAUCAUGUCAUGAUUUGAAUGUCCUGGCAAUUGGACGCAGGUUUCAGCCAUUACAAGAAACCCAAAAGUGUUCGCCGGACAGCAUUCAUCCUCUUGCUGUUGAUGUAGCAACCACUGAGGGCCAAAGGAAGAUACUGGAUUUUAUACCAGAGGGUGACAAUGUGAAAUAUUUGGUGCAAAAUGCUGCUGUUGGAGUACCGUCAAGACUUCAGGAUAUUAAGCGAGAAGAGUUUGAGUAUGCUUUCGCAGUAAAUGUCACUGCCCCACUCAUGCUUGCCCAAGGAUUUUUCCCAAGAUUGAAUAGCAAUAAGGGAAGGAUAAUUCACCUUGGAACAGGAGUAGCUAAAACACCGCAGCUGGGAACAAUUACAUAUGGAAUCACCAAGAUGGCCUUCCAAAGGCUUUAUGAGCAGCUGGUCAUUGAAUUGAAAGGAUCACAAGUCCAAAUUGCUGAUGUUCUUCCAGGAGUUGUUGAUACAGAAGGACUGUGGGAACAUAUAAAAUUGGCAAAAGAACAAAAACUGCCUCAUGUAUCCUAUUUUGAUGCAGUUCAAAAGGAUGGGAAGAUGUUCAGGGCAGAAUUUGCUGCCAAAUUUUUGAAAUUUGUUCUAGUUGAUUCUUCAGAUAAAGAAUUCUCCAAGGUCUGGAACAUUCACGAUAGUGAACACUGGCAGCGAUGGCAAAGAAAUUGAGCCUUUUUUUGCAGAGUUAUAAUUUUCUGAGUGUUUAUGAUGAUUUACUAGAUGGGACCAAUACUUUGAAGAAACAAAAUUGUAACUCACAGAAACAUUUGUAUGGUGUGAAUUUCAAUAAAUUAGCUUAAGAAACA